CGCCCCCCUACCGCCCAAAACAAGUUCACCGCCCCUCAGCAUCCUCCCACCGCCCGUUGAGAACCAAUGUUCUAAACAGUGCAGCUGAAUGGCAUUCCACAGAUGCAAGAAAGGCAGAGAACAAGUUCUGCUUUGCUGCUCUUAUCACUACAAGGUAGGCUUGAACUUGAGCUUAAGGUUGUUUUCUAUCUCCUUAUACUUGCUCCUCAAAUUCUGCCAGUGACAAGCCAGGUGUCUCUUCACCCAUUUCAUUUCAUGGAGCUCCUUGAAAAGCCAAGGAACCCUCUGAGAUGAUUCAAUGAUUAAGAGACCACACAGGAAAAAGCCUAACUACACCUUGGGUCAUUUCUGUUGUCUAAAUGCUAAUCAAGUACUUGGGAGAACUGCCUUCUAGAUUGCUGGGAAAUUUAAAUCUUAUCUUUAAAUUAUUCUAAAUGCACUUCUGUGAAUGAGUUCGAGUGUCAUUCUCUAUGAAUAGGAUUUUAAAUGUUUUCUUGUCUAAUUACCUGGAAGUUCUUUCUAUGCAGCCAUUGAUUUAUUGUAUAAAUAAAUCUGUUUCUCCCUUGUUGGUAGUUAUUUGAAGUCAAAGACAGUUGAGGUUACUUAAUCCACUCUUUUGAGUGUCCUCUCUUUCCACAUAAACUCUCUGGCUCUUUAUUGGCACCAGUGCUUUCACUCCAUCCCCCAUCCCCAAAUCCUUCAUAGUCACACAUAGUGGUACUAAUUAAAUGAAUCAGUGAUAGAGGUUUGGAGCAAUUACUUUUAUUUAUUACUCAUAUGUGUGAUUUAUCAUCCUUUCUUUAAAGAAUGGGGUCCUAAAUUAAUCUACCAUCAGCCUCCAAAUUGGACUAGGGUAAGUCAUUAUUCUUCCCUAAAGCUGUCAAAAAUAAGUGACCAAUUUGCUAAAUUUAUAGAUCAGCUAUGCUCUUGACAAGCAGGAAUAUCCUGAAUACUACCCGUAACUUAGAUUAAUUAUCUUUUCCUGCUUGCCAAGUGUCUCAUUUGAAUAUUUUAGCACAGCCAUUUUUUUCAGUGAUAAGCCAGGGUUACAAGGUUUUCCAUUACAUUUUAACCAAUAACAACUGCUUGAACUAAACCUGAACUCUUUUUCUCAUAGCAGCCACAUUACUGCGAAUACCAGGUUUUGGUUCUCGGUUUGGAUGGAGCUGGAAAAAGCACCAUUCUUCACUAUGUGUGUAGUCCAGAAGCCAAGAAGUGCAUAGCACCUACUCAAGGCUUCAACUCAAUGCAGCUGCAGGCCAGCGGGCUCCAGAUGGACCUUCUAGAAGGUAAGUCCUGUUUGGCAACAGGGCAUAAUCUGCAACACACUGCACGUGGGGCAGGGUAAGGCAUAGUAAUGUAUGAAAGAUCGGUGAGAAUCUUUUUCCCUUCUAUCAUACCAGUCACUGGCUUUGUUCACAGAAACUACACAUAACUUGAUAACUAACUCAGUUUACACCAUAAACUAAACCUCAAAAAGCCUAACUAAAGUUAACAAUAAACAAACAACCCAUUUUUUUUAACCUGACCUGUGUUAACUCGGCAUUGUUUUUCUAUCUUGUAUAAUAUUGAAGGAAGGGAAAACUGUGUCUAGAAGCCUUUAGGCUUGAAUUGAAUUGAUGUCUUCUGUGCUGGGAAUCUCUUAUUGCUUGCCCAUUUUUGCAUUUUUUGUCCUGAAUAAUGCCUGGGAGACUGAUACAAUGACUGAUGCAAUAGAGAACAUUCUCCCUCUUAUCUAAAUCCACAUCUGUAUUUAAGGUAUGGAAAAUAUACCCAAGAUAUGCUGUAAAGAAAUAUUUCCUCAUGAUUUGUUCCUCAGAUGUGGGCACUGCAAUUAAGCACAUCUGGAGGGCAUCAGAAUGGGGAAGAAUGCUAGUCAGUCAACUCGGGGUUUUUUUGUUCUUUGUUAUAUUAGUUGGUGGGAGCCAGAAUCUACGCUUCUACUGGAACCAGUAUCUGAGCAAAGCCCACAUUUUGGUGUUUGUUGUAGACUCUGCAGAUGGCCCACGCCUUCACAUUGCUCGGCAGGAGCUCCACUGCCUGCUAGCUGAAGACCCUCAGCUCCCUUUGAUAGUCUUAGCUAACAAACAGGACAAGAAUGAUGCCCUGAGUAUGGCAGAAUUGCAAGAGGAGCUGGCCUUGCACAAUCUGGACAGUCAGAGGAAAUUCUUUCUCUUGCCCACAAGUGCUACUUAUGCUGGGCUGGCCACUGCAAACAGUGUUCUUCAUUUGAAGCACCUGCUGGUCAAACUCCUCGCCCAUUCAAGCAAGAUGGACUCUCUAUGACUGUUCCUCUCAGCAAGAACUUGAGGGGUUUUUUCCAGCAUGGUCAGGAAGCCUUUGUUCUUAAAAGCCCACUUCUAAGCAUUCACCUAGAGAUAAUUCCCA
Molecule: messenger RNA, 2388 nt
Organism: Python bivittatus (Burmese python)
Lineage: Eukaryota; Metazoa; Chordata; Lepidosauria; Squamata; Pythonidae
Source: RefSeq, a predicted model, not a curated record